This is a messenger RNA of Funneliformis mosseae, 249 nucleotides long. NCBI's taxonomy places the organism in Eukaryota, Fungi, Glomeromycota, Glomeromycetes, Glomerales, Glomeraceae. The record is from the annotation of a GenBank genome assembly.
AACUUUGUAAGGCAGAAAAUACAUUUAAAUGUUAUUACAAGAGGUGAGGAUGAGAUAUAUCGUUAUUAUCAUUUACACUCGACCGAGAUCCCUGUAUGUCCUAUGAAAGAAUAUGAAUUGGCAAAUUUUGUAAAGACUUUGCUUAUUUUACAGAAUAUUAUCUUCGUCAACAUAUCUUUACUAUACUAUGCGUCUUCAUCAAUAUCACGCAGACAAAUGGAAGAUAGCUCAACAAUUUCAUCCUCAUAA